Protopterus annectens (West African lungfish) is the source of this 3381-nucleotide messenger RNA. RefSeq names its product zinc finger protein 2 homolog. The transcript is spliced from 2 exons. Bases 18 to 2180 code for a protein of 720 amino acids. NCBI's taxonomy places the organism in Eukaryota, Metazoa, Chordata, Ceratodontiformes, Protopteridae. The record is from RefSeq and is a predicted model, not a curated record.
AAGGGUUUAACAUCCCAAUGGACCACCUUUGGUUAUAUAUAAAGAAAGGAAAGACAUUUCCAUCUGAUGACACCAAAGAAGGAAUGGUGAUACAAAAAAUGCAGCUUCUUGAUGACAGUGUUGACAUUAACAGGAAUAUCAAUUUCAGAGUGAUUCGAAGUCCACAGUCAAAAUACUGUAAUUCUGAAUGUGAUAAAGCUUUGACAGAAAAGUUGUGUGUAACAAGAUAUGACCCAGUGCAGACCAGAAAUGAAUGCCAUCACUCUGUGGAAAACAGUGAUAAGUUUAUGUGGAAAACUGGACUACAAAACCAUGGAGAAGAAAAGCCACAAGAAUCACUUAUUUCCAGCAACAAAGCCACAAAUUACAACACUGUAUUAACCCACAGUGAGGAAAGACAAAAGAAUAGUUUUGUAACAUGUGAACAAAUAAUCAGAAGAGAGACUAAGUAUGAAUGUGCUACACAUAGUAGUGAGAGAAGAUGUAAACCCUACAUAUGUGACACAUGUAACAAAGGUUUCUUAUGCAAGUCAAGCUUGGUAAGGCAUCAGAAGUUUGCACACACUGUGGAGAAACCCUACAUGUGUAUGACAUGUGAGAAGAGCUUUAAAUGCAAAAUCAGUUUGGUAAGGCAUAAUUUAAUACACAAUGGAAAUGAACUAUAUACAUGCACUACAUGUGGAAAGCAUUUCACACAGAAACAUAAAUUAGGGGUACAUCAAAACAGCCACACAAGCUAUAAACCGUACAAAUGUGCUACAUGUGGCAAGGGUUUUACAAAGAAACGAUACUUGGUGAAGCAUCAGAAUGUGCACAUAGGUCAAAAACCCUAUAAAUGUGUCACAUGUGGCAAGGGUUUUAUGUACAAGUCUAGCAUGGUAAUCCAUCAGUAUGUUCACAGUGAGAAGGCUGAUCAGAAGCCCUAUAAAUGUGUCACAUGUGGCAAGGGUUUUAUAUACAAGUCUAGCAUGUUAAUCCAUCAAUAUGCUCACAGUGAGAAAGCUAGACAGAAGCCCUAUAAAUGUGCCACAUGUGGGAAUAGUUUUACGCAGAAAAGAUACUUAGUGUCACAUCAGAGGAUCCAUAUGGAGCAUGAACCGUGUAAAUGUGCCACAUGUGGCAAACAUUUUAAAUCUAAGUUUCACAUGCUAAGACAUCAAUAUGUUCACAAUGAGCAGGCUAAGCAGAAGCGCCAAAAAUGUGCCACAUGUGGCAAAAGUUUUUCAAGGUGGACUAACAUGGCAGUGCACUACCUUAUUCACUCUAGAGACAAAGUUGAGAAACCUUACAAAUGUGACACAUGUAAUAUGGGUUUCACACGGAAGGACCACUUAGUAAGACAUCAGUAUAGGCAUAAUGAGCAGAAACCUUUUAAAUGUGGUGUAUGUGAUAUGAGUUUUAUAACUAAGUUUCAGAUGAUUACACAUCAGUAUUCCCAUUCAGGACAGGAUGCAUAUACAUGUGCUGCAUCUGACCAGGGCUUUACAGAUAAUAUGAGUCUUGCACAGUAUCAGAGUAUCCAGAAUCCAUAUAAAUGUGCCACAUGUGGCAAGGGAUUAGCAACCAAGAACAGUCUAAAAACACAUGAGCGUAUCCACACUGGGCUGAAGCCCUUCAAAUGUACUACAUGUGGCAGGGCGUUAGGAACUAAGAUUAGUCUAAUAGCACAUCAGAGUAUCCAUAGUGGUCAGAGGCCUUAUAAAUGCACUACAUGUGACAAAGGGUUUGGAAGUAAGAACAAUCUGGUGAAACAUCAGCGUAUCCACUCUCGCUUAAAGCCACAGAUCAAGGAAAAAAGUAAAAAUGAAAAGAAAUUGGACGGGAGAAAAAAUGAAAAAAAACAAAGAUGGACAUGGGAAAGACAAAGAGAUCUGAUAUGGUGCAAUCUUUAUGCAAAGGAGAAAGCCAAACUAACCAAAGCCAAAAGAGCAGUUACAAAGAUAUUUUUAGAGACAUACAGACAAAGGCACCCAGAUAUGUAUAAUCUCACAAGACAAAAUAUCAAAUCACAUCGGAAUAAAGUAAAAAAGAAAAUGAGUCAGGCAGAAAUUAAAAAAAUAGAAACUGAAGUGAUAAACCAUCUGCAAAGUGAAGGGUUUAGUGUGGAAACUCCAACACAGGCAGUGCAGCAACAUGACACACCUGACAGAGGAGCAGCAGGCGGAGCAGGAUGCAACUGAAGAGGCUAUGACACAAGGCAAUGUUCUGGAACCUUCUGUAUGAAUGUCACAUAGAAGUCCAGUUCAAUUAAUGAUUUAAAACAGAUGGGUAGACAUAUUAAGAUAGAUGAAAGCAAUAGAUUACAGAAAGUAAAUAAAACCCAAAAUGUUAGAAGAAUGCUAAAACAGAUCAACACAGUAAUCAUGAUUGUUAGGAGAAAUGUGUGUGAUGUAAUUGAAAUAUAUGCAGUAUAUUACUGUGGAUCUAAACUAAUAACAGAUAGUGUUACCACAAACAUGAGUAACAAAGGAAAGGAACAAGUAGAACGGCACCAUGGAAGCACUGAAUAGGAAAAACAGAAAUCAGCUAAGACAAGAAAUAUUACUGUUAGAAGAACACAGAAAAGGGAGCGUGUCAAAAAUCUUUAGAAAGAUAGGUGUGACAGCAUCAAAACAGACUAGGAUUUAUCAUACACUAUUUCCAAUAAUAAACUAAAAAAUAUCAGCACAUGUGGAACAACCUAGAAGGUAUGCAGAUAAAUAUAAAAGAAAAAUACAAAAUAAGCACUUCAUUGAUGACCCAAAAAAUAUUUUAUAGAGAACUGGGAAAGGAAAAGAAAUGUCAUGAAAAGAAAAAAAUAGAGGAAUUUUGGGGAAGUGUUUAUGAGGACCACAUUGAACAUUAACAAAGUUGCCAAAGGGACAUAUGAAUUAAAAAAAUCAGCAAAGAACACUACGUAAAUAACAUGAAGUGGAAUGACGUAAUGGCCAGAGAAAUUGAGAUAAGAAUAAGAAAAGUUCCUAAGUGGAAAAUCCCAUGCAUGGAUGCAGUACCUAACGUCUGGCUUAAGUCAUUAACAUGUCUAUUCAAAGAUAUAGCCCUAAAUAAAAAUUGUCUGUAUGUACAUCCUAAACAGACAGAUAUCAACCUUGUUAGCAACAAUAAGAACAAUAGUCUUCCUUAAGAAAUAACCCACAAGCCAUCCUAAGAACUGGGGACCAGUAACCUACCUUCCGACAAUAUAAAUUAUUAGCUAGAAUUGAUACUGACACAGUUUAUAGCCAUCUAGAAUAAUAAUCAUUCAUGGCAAUAGAACAAAAUGGUAAUAAAAGAACAUCAUAAGGAACAAAGAAUCAUCUUUUGUUAAGUCGGGUGCCAGGAUCCGCCACAUAACCCACGCACUCAGGUCACUCCACAACAAGUACAAAUAUGACUCUGCCA